AUGAAUCUGACAAUAACAACUAGUGAAGAUGUAUUGGUAGUAAACUUCAGCAACGAAAUUGUCAAAGAAUUUGAUUUGGAAUCAGAAUUCUACAGCAAUUUUAGUAUUGUUCUAGGUGUAGCAGAUGCUAAAAAGGUGUUCAUACAAAGACAAAUAACAGCACAGAGCAUCAUUCUCGAAGAUACAGCGAUUGAAAUGAAGAAGACAAAAGCUCAACCGAAAUCAGUAGAACCUAUCUUAGCUUCCAUGCAUGUACGGUGCACUUCCAUUCAGGAUAGCAUAAUAAUCGCAAUACGGUAUGAUUGA
Messenger RNA from Brugia pahangi, 306 nucleotides. Lineage: Eukaryota; Metazoa; Nematoda; Chromadorea; Rhabditida; Onchocercidae. The record is from the annotation of a GenBank genome assembly.